UGCCUCCUGCCUGUUCUCCGGUGUGUUGUUAGCCUGUAGCUGCUCUUUACUCUCCGUCACGUUUCUGCAACAUUUCCACCUCCAGCUCACCGGAGGAGCCAUAAAAACCGACCCAGACACCGGACACAGACAUCACACCGAGCCCGGCACCGAGCAUGUCCACCGCGUUGGAGAGCUACAUCAACCGUACUGUGGCCAUAGUCACAUCAGACGGCAGGAUGAUUGUGGGCACUCUGAAGGGCUUCGAUCAGACCAUCAACCUGAUCCUGGACGAGAGCCACGAGCGAGUGUUCAGCUCCAGUCAGGGAGUGGAGCAGGUGGUGCUGGGACUCUACAUCGUCAGGGGCGACAACGUGGCCGUGAUCGGGGAGAUCGAUGAGGAGACAGACUCCACUCUGGAUUUGGGGAACAUCAGAGCCGAGCCGCUCAACUCUGUUGUUCACUGACCUCUGACCUCAGACCCUGAUUCCCCCCCCCCCCCUCCUCCCCCUCCAUCAUCACUACUGCAACCACAACCAGCACCACCUGCUGCAGGACCGCCAUCUCCAUGGCAACGGGAGUCAAGAUGUUUUCAUAGACCUGCUCGUUUCAUUUUUACCCUGUGUGACUCCCGUAGUGACGUUUUUCUGUUUGUAUUUUUUUUUUUAUAAAUAAAUAAAGAAGUGAUU
Scomber scombrus (Atlantic mackerel) is the source of this 668-nucleotide messenger RNA. It is a transcript of the gene lsm8, whose product is annotated as LSM8 homolog, U6 small nuclear RNA associated. The transcript is spliced from 4 exons. NCBI's taxonomy places the organism in Eukaryota, Metazoa, Chordata, Actinopteri, Scombriformes, Scombridae. Bases 156 to 446 code for a protein of 96 amino acids. Gene Ontology annotation, cellular component: U6 snRNP; precatalytic spliceosome; U4/U6 x U5 tri-snRNP complex. Gene Ontology annotation, biological process: mRNA splicing, via spliceosome. Gene Ontology annotation, molecular function: RNA binding. The record is from RefSeq and is a predicted model, not a curated record.